AUGACGCAUGAGGGGGCGUGACGUAUUGCUUUGGGGGACUCUUGUUGUCAGUCGGUUCACCCCGUUGCUGCCCGGUCGGAGCCGGUGUGCUUUGCCUACCGGGACUAUGACGCUGUCAUCACCGUGACAGCUGUCACAUGCCUCGGUCAAGGCGAGUGUGAAACUGUCAUGGCCGCCGCUGGCAUCUUUUAGCAUCUUCUUCUCCAUCGUUGUCGUCAGUGAGGCCUCUUGUGGCUUCUUUUUCGCUGUUUACUUUGGUAGUGGGAGACUACUUGUGAAAGGUUUCCUUCAUUUAGGAAUUUAGACACGAUGUGCAGUCGUCGUGCUCGCUUUUGUGUCUUGUCAUCAGUCAACGCUAGCAUUAGCCUGUGCUGUGAAUUGUUGCUGUAGCGGCAGAAGUAAACAUGGCCGAGCAGAACCUUUGUCCCCACCUGGACGACAUCGGAGAGGUCACCAAGGAUGAGCUCCUUCAGAAAUCCAAGGGAACCUGCCAAUCAUGUGGUGUCGGGGGGCCAAACCUCUGGGCCUGUCUUCAGAAUGACUGCCCUUAUGUUGGCUGCGGAGAGUCCUACUCUGACCACAGCACGCUGCAUGCUCAGGCUAAGAAGCACAACCUGACCGUGAACCUGACCACUUUCAGGAUCUGGUGCUAUGUAUGCGAGCGGGAGGUGUUUCUGGAACCUCGGCCCGCCCUGGUGCCUGCAGCCCCCCACCACUGUGCUGCCUCAGAGCAGGAAGCUGCGCCGCUCAGUCACCCGCUAAAAGGCGUGCCAAUAGCCAUGGCGGAAGACGAAGGGUCAGAGUCGGAGGAGGACGAGCUUAAGCCCAGAGGUCUAACAGGGAUGAAAAAUAUUGGGAACUCAUGCUACAUGAACGCUGCUCUUCAAGCGCUGUCCAACUGUCCUCCUCUCACUCAGUUCUUCCUGGACUGCGGGGGUCUGGUCCGGACCGACAAGAAGCCCGCUCUUUGCAAAAGCUACCAGAAACUCAUCUCAGAACUCUGGCAUAAAAAACGGCCCAGUUACGUGGUGCCUACCAGUCUGUCCCACGGCAUCAAGUUGCUGAACCCCAUGUUCCGUGGUUAUGCUCAGCAGGUAGGGGCAAGCACCCAGCAGGACACACAGGAGUUCCUGCGCUGCCUGAUGGAUCAGCUUCAUGAGGAGCUCAAGGAGCCGCUGAGCGACUGCGGCACCAGCAGCGAGAGCAGCGACGGCGAGGAGAGGCUGGACGGCGACCGCUCCCCGGCCGAGGACGACUUCCUGUCCUGCGACUCGGGCUCCAGCAGCGACCGGGGAGAGGUGGGAGGCGCCGGAGACGGCGAGCUGCAGGCGCAGGACGAGUACGACGGCGUCCGCCUGCCCUCGGGGGCGGGGGAUGGUCCUGUUGGCGGGGCGAUCUCAGAGAAGGAGAGGCUGAAGGAGAGGAGGGUGUCCGGCUCGCCUCUCCGCGGAGCCUCGCAGGAAAUGGAUGAGGACGCGGAUGUGGACACCGCAGUUGAGGAUGACCUUCCCGAGAGAGGCGAGGACGAGGAGUGCAGGGUGGCGCCGAAUACUGACAGCCAAACCCAAGAGAACAACCUGUCAAGUCCAACAGUUGCAGUCAAGAGCUCAGAGCCAAACAACGAAGCGGCAACGCCCCGGCCACAUUCCACUCCCUGCAGUCCCGUCAGGACCCUCCAGGAGCUCCAUUCCAAACUGUCCUCCAGUCCGCCUCGCUCCAGCCCGUUACGCUCGGCAGGAGCUUCCUACCCCUUCAAGAAAGCUCAGCUGCUGCUCACCUCCAGAAAGAAGAAGCAGUUGCACUAUCGCAGCGUCAUCUCCGACAUCUUCGACGGCUCCAUCCUUAGCCUGGUCCAGUGCUUGACCUGCGACAGGGUGUCUACUACAGUGGAAACCUUCCAAGACCUGUCCCUGCCCAUUCCCGGGAAGGAGGACUUAGCCAAGCUGCACUCUUCCAUCCAUCAGAACAUGCCAGUCAAAACCGGCGUGUGUCCUGAAACGUACGGCUCACAGGGAUGGAUCUCCUUCAUCAUGGACUCCAUACGCCGGUUUGUGGUCUCGUGCAUCCCUAGCUGGUUUUGGGGUCCCAUGGUGACUUUGGAGGACUGCCUUGCUGCCUUCUUUGCUGCAGAUGAACUUAAAGGAGACAACAUGUACAGCUGUGAGAGAUGUAAGAAGUUGAGAAAUGGAGUGAAAUAUUGCAAAGUCCUGCGACUUCCAGAGAUUCUGUGCAUUCACCUGAAACGUUUCCGGCACGAGGUGAUGUAUUCUUUCAAGAUCGGCAGCCACGUUUCCUUCCCGCUGGAGGGCCUGGACAUGCGACCCUUCCUGGCCAAAGACAGUUCAUCCCAAGUCACCACUUACGACCUUCUGUCGGUCAUCUGUCACCACGGCACUGCUGGAAGUGGACACUACAUAGCGUACUGUCAGAACGUCAUCAACGGACAGUGGUACGAAUUUGACGACCAGUACGUCACAGAGGUUCAUGAGACUGUUGUGCAGAACGCGGAAGCCUAUGUGCUCUUCUACAGGAAAAGCAGCGAGGAGUCGGUGAGAGAGCGGCAGAAGGUGGUAGCUUUGGCCAACGCCAAGGAGCCCAGCCUGCUGCAGUUUUACAUCUCCCGAGAAUGGCUUAACAAGUUCAACACCUUCGCCGAGCCCGGCCCUAUAAGCAACCACACCUUCCUCUGUCGCCAUGGAGGCAUCCCACCGACUAAAUACCACUACAUUGACGACCUGGUCGUUAUCGUGCCCCAGAAUGUGUGGGAGUACCUUUACAACAGAUUUGGAGGCGGGCCUGCAGUCAACCACCUGUACAUGUGCGCCAUCUGCCAGGUGGAGCUCGAGGCGCUGGCUAAACGCAGAAAAACGGAAAUAGACACAUUCAUUAAGCUGAACAAAGAGUUCCAGGCCGACGAGGCGCCCACCGUCAUCCUUUGUAUCAGCAUGCAGUGGUUCCGCGAGUGGGAGAGCUUUGUCAAAGGCAAAGACAACGAGCCGCCUGGUCCAAUCGACAAUAGUAAAAUAGGCGUCAUGAAGGCAGGACACGUUCAGCUCAAGCAAGGUGCAGACUACGGUCAGAUUUCAGAGGAGACCUGGCAGUACUUGUUAGCUAUUUACGGCGGGGGGCCUGAAAUUGCUGUCAGGCAAACGGUGGCCCCGCCUGACCCCGACAGUCUUCAUGGAGAGAGGAAAAUAGAAGCUGAGACCAGAGCGCUUUGACAUCACAGAAGCUUCUCUCCACCGAUUGCCCUCGCAGACAGCUGAGGAAUUUGCACCUCUUGGCCGUGAGUGGAUGGAGCAGCGCUGUAUUCUGCAAACCACUGGACCACACGGCACUAUUUUUGUUAUGGAAGUGAAGUUGAAGCUGGUGUUUUAUGUAAAAUGUCACCUUUCCUUACGAGAGACAACUUCCUUGUUGUUGGCCUGCAUAGCAACCUGCUCCGACAACACAGUGCACACCUGGAGCCAAAACUUGAAAUGCACGCCACGUCUGGAAUGUCUCGCGAGUGCAUAAGAAAGCACCAAGCAUGCGUGCGAGUGAGCAUUUUCACGCGCAGUUGAAAAGAAAAGCAUGCCGCUCAUUUCACCAACAGGAUGAACGCAGGCUUUGCUUCAUCAAUUGGCUGAAUUCAACUUCUGAGUCACUCCUGUUGAGGUCCACUGCACCGCUAUGCCGUAAAACAUGUUGGAAUAUGCGCGUAUGGACGGAACAUUGCCCGGGAUGGCGAUAAAACGUCACGAGCAAGACUUUUUGGAUGAAUACGAGCUUACUGUAUGUUCGCCGUCUGUUCAGUGUUAACACAAGAGCUACACAGUGCAUUGUUUACAAAGCAAAUAGGUAGAACAAAGUCAAAGGUUUUCAAGUCAUAAUAAGCUGAUAAGUCUACUGUACGUCUAAAUAUAUUUAUGAGCUGUAGUUGUAUGGAUUAGCAGCAUUUUAAAUAAUGAACCACUACCUAGCUAGCAUUUUAAAAUGAAACACAAACGGUGAAAUCCAUGAUGCUAGCACACUAGAAUUAGCUAUCAUCACUUUAUGAGAAUGUUGGACUUUAGCGACAUUACGUCCAACAACUUUAAUUUAUUAAAGCGUAUCUUAAAUGUCCCCCGAGCAAUAUUGUGAAAAGGCUAACAAAUCUAAUAGUUUGAUUCCUGCUCAUUAGCAAAAGAAGCUUGGUUAGCAUUGUGGAGAGCAGCUGCUGUCACCUUAUUUCACGUCAAUCAUUAUUUCACACAUUUAUUUUGAAAUGUCAACAGGAUGUCCUCUUGUAU
This is a messenger RNA of Entelurus aequoreus (snake pipefish), 4271 nucleotides long. RefSeq names its product ubiquitin specific peptidase 20 (gene usp20). The record is from RefSeq and is a predicted model, not a curated record. Gene Ontology annotation, molecular function: cysteine-type deubiquitinase activity; zinc ion binding. Gene Ontology annotation, biological process: protein deubiquitination. The coding region runs from base 405 to 3221 and encodes 938 amino acids. The transcript has 24 exons. Lineage: Eukaryota; Metazoa; Chordata; Actinopteri; Syngnathiformes; Syngnathidae.